CUCAUAAUAAUGGGGAAGUCCCGAAUGGCCAAUCACUGAACGACUCUCAUCAACUACUAACAGUGUUCUAUACAGGCUUGGCACAGGAGCUUCUCUAGGCUUGGCACAGGCAGGUGCUGCUCUUGACCCUAGUGCCUGUUAACCAGGAGACAGGUGCGCACCAAUGAUCAUUUCUGCUUAUGCAAGAUACAAACAAAAGGUUCCAAUGGAAGCAGAUUAAGUGAGUGUAUGCAGCUGCAUCAUACACCAUGUCAUCAUGUGUGUCCAAGAGGGCUUCUUCUGAGAGGUCCAUCCUACAAGAUGAUCAUGAAACUACAAUUCAACCUCACAUAGUCUGUAACUUUUCAACCCUGAGCAUUGACCUAGGCAUGGAAUCAGUUAUAGUAGUAACAGAAUAUGAUCCAGCUAUUACUAAGAUAGAGUCUGAGCAGAAUGGCCAGUCCAGACAUCAAGAUGGUGAAUUCCAGGAGUGGAGUGGAGUAGAGUCUGACCUGCAUAGAAUGAAUGAAAGUGAAGGCAAGAUUGAUAAACGUAAAGUGCUUCCAGUAGACCAUAAAGAUUGCAAAGGCAAACUCAGCAUGACAAAUAGAAAACUUUCCCUUCAAGAACGAUCUCAGUCUACUCCAGCAUCUAGUAAUAGCCUAGGAAUGAAUGGACAAUAUAUUUAUCCUUCACUGCCCUACUCUCCAGUAACAUCGCCACAGUCCUCUCCUCGUCUGCCACGAAAACCAACCGUAGAAUCUCACCAGGUUUCCAUCACAGGUUGUCAGGAUUGCGUCCAACUGAACCAGUACCAGUUAAGAGAUGAAAUUGGGAAGGGCUCCUAUGGGGUGGUAAAACUGGCAUAUAAUGAAGAUGAUAACAUGUACUAUGCAAUGAAGGUUCUUUCAAAGAAGAAGCUUAUGAGACAAGCAGGAUUUCCACGCCGCCCCCCUCCCAGAGGUGCCAAAACAACUACUGAUGGUGGUGUUCAGGCCAUGGGGCCCAUUGACAGAAUCUAUCAGGAAAUAGCUAUUCUGAGGAAGUUGGAUCAUCCAAAUGUUGUCAAGCUGAUUGAGGUGUUGGAUGACCCUAGCGAGGACCAUCUGUACAUGGUGUUUGAGCUGGUGAAGAGUGGACCAGUGAUGGACAUUCCAACAACCAAACCAUUAACUGAAGACCAAGCUCGCUUCUACUUCCAGGAUCUGAUUAAAGGAAUAGAAUAUUUGCAUUAUCAGAAGAUUAUACACCGUGACAUCAAGCCGUCUAACCUCUUGCUGGGAGAUGAUGGGCACAUUAAGAUCGCUGACUUUGGUGUCAGUAAUACAUUUGAAGGGAGCGAUGCCUUUCUGUCCAACACAGUGGGAACUCCUGCAUUCAUGGCUCCCGAAACCCUGUCUGAGACCUGGAAAAUAUUCUCAGGAAAGGCACUGGAUGUUUGGGCAAUGGGUGUGACUCUGCACUGUUUUGUGUUUGGUCAGUGCCCAUUUAUGGAUGAAACGAUUCUAACCCUACACAGCAAAAUAAAGAAUCAGCCGCUGGAGUUUCCUGACCAGCAUGACAUCUCAGAAGAUCUAAAAGACCUUAUGUUACACAUGCUUGAUAAGAAUACAGAAUCUAGGAUUUCUGUCCCCGAAUUAAAGCUUCACCCAUGGGUUACCAAGCAUGGACUGGAGCCACUGCCAACAGAGGAUGAGAACUGCACACUGGUGGAAGUGACAGAGGAAGAGGUGGAGAAUUCAGUCAAGCACAUCCCAAGCUUGGCCACCGUGAUCUUGGUAAAAUCAAUGCUUCGGAAUCGCUCUUUUGGGAAUCCAUUUGAGGGGAGCAGGAAAGAAGAAAGAUCCAUGUCCUCUCCAGGAAAUCUGCUAAUGAAACAAGGAAGUGAGGAGAGUUUGCAAGAGAGCGAUUUACAGGAAGUAGAAGAAGAUGACGUUUUAUCUUGAGUCCUGCAGCACUAAAGGUGUUGUGCUUCACUGUUCACCCUACAAAACACCUGCUGCUCGAAAAGACCUCUGUGUGGGAACAUACCAUGUGUAAGCCGUGCAUGCUGCUACCGAUCAGUUCUGAAUGAAGACCUUAUGUUAUCGCAUGCGCUGAAGACUGUAACGUCCUGCCUUUGGAAGUAAAAUCUAUUGUUGAGUCGUUUCACGUACUGGUAACUUUGUCAUGGGCUUGCUCUUCCAGAGUCUCCUCGAUACUGAUCCAGAGAAGGUGCUUAUUUUGUAUGUUGCAAAAAAACAAAACAAAUUAAGUGGCUUGUAGCAAAUGUCUUAAUGCCAAAUAACACAAUCACAGCUGCACUAAGGAAAAGGGGGAUGAAUCAUUUUAUAGAAAAAUUUGUGGUUGAUCUGAUUUGCAAUGUGCUGCUCAUUACUUACUGGCUAUGAAGUGCUUACAGGAAACAACAUCAUUUGAUGCAAGAAAGAUCCAGAUUAUGAUCAGUCCAUUAUCUAUAAGACAGUUCUGGUAUGUUGAAAGAUUGGCUUUUACAUUGCUGAUAUCCCUGUCUUAUUAUGCUUCACAUUAGAGCUGCAUUAACAUGAGCAAGUGAAGGUGGCUUCUAAUAGAUUAGGGAAAAAGAGAGAGAUAUAUUAGGAAAUAUCAGAAUUAUCAGCAUUCCAGUUGUAGGCGCAUAGGCAUAAUGCAAGACCCUCAGACAGGUGGAUUCUACCAGGAGCCCAAAAUGCAUGGGAAAUACCAUUGCUUUCUAAGAAAGUUGCUACUAACAGUGAAUUGGAGUGUAAUUGAUCUGGUCAUAAAUUGUGCCAAUUGACAUACAGUAGAUAGAUCUAUUUAUACAAUAUAUUUUGUGUAGUAACAAUGUUAGAGGGUGUUAGGGCUUUACUUUUUGACAUAGCAUAAUAGGGAAAUAUAGAUUUUAUUGAUGGGCUGUCAGAAAAUGGAGCAGAUCUGUGUGUCCCAGUUCAUUUUUGUAUAUUUGUUUAAAUUUGUAUCAGUUCCAUAUUAUUCAUACACCAUAUGUAUUAAAAGGUACCUCUUUGUCUAGAUGCAGUAACCCAUAGCAACCAGUUUGCUUUUAGGUGGCCAAUAAAUGCCACCUGCUGAUUGGAUACAAAUCUAUUGUGUUUUAUUUCAUAAAUUACCUAUUACGCUUCAUUCAGAAAGAGUGAAACAAUGACCAUGUGGCUUGGUCCGCAAGUAAACGUCAAUGCCUUGGAACAUAGGAUACUGGAUCUUCAGCUCUUACCGUCGGAGGAAGAUUUAGGCAAUUAGAUCUGGGCUAUUUGCUUACAAGUCAGAAUGGGAAGUAUAAAUAUGCCUGCACAGGACAUUAGCAGCACGGCAACAAGAAAUAGAAUCGCCUUUUGCUAUUCACUGAAGCAAUUGUUUCUGUAAUGUUAUAUUUGGAUUACUCCUUGCCUGCAGAGCUUGGAAAUAGACAAGUAUUAACUUUCAUUAACUGCAGGCCAUAUACUCUGUAGAAUAAGAGACAAGUUGUCUCCCAAUUUAAUGAGCAUUAAAAAGUCACUAAAAGCCACAUGGCUUUGGGUGCAGUUUAUCCAAAAUCAGUUUGAUCCCCCAGGUAUAUUUCUACUGCUUGUUGGACUGAUUUCUUUCAGGAAAUGUACUUGUUACCACUUGAUAUUGCUAUUCUACUAAAAAUAGGGCACUCAUUAGCAUAGUUACGUAUAUACUUCAACAUUCAAGUUAGAUUUCUCAAAAUGUGAGUGAUGUGUUUUUCUGUGCUAAACUCUAAUCUCACAUUUUGAGAAAUCUACCACUCAAAGAAGGAUGGUUCUCUUCAUGGGACACACUCAUACAUUAUUAGUAAGUGACAUCAUUCCUUUAAUGUUUCCCUGUGCUGCAGUGGAGUGGUGAUAUCAAUAAAUUAUUUAGGUCUUCCAAAAAGCUAAUCCUUCUUCUUGCCCAGGCUGAUAGAGAAAAUUGUAUGAAUGGGUACUAGACCGUUGCACAGGGUGAGACUGUUGAUCAACCAUUUUUAUUCAACCAUUAACCUAUACAGCAUUGCCACUGUUUUCAUCCAAUUGUUAUGAGAGUGGUUCUCCAAUGGGCACUAGGGGGUACAGCCUGACACUGCUGUUGCCCAAAUCCCAGGCAUUAGGUGCCAUUACAUAGGGCAGGAUCUUAGUACAGGAAGGCAAUAUUAACACUAAAUGUGAAAACAUUUAUGUAACACAUACUAGUUUGUGGUAAAAGAUUAUAUAUUAUUCAGUCAUACUGAGACUAGCCAGUUAGCUAAAAGCACCCCUGUGUUCUUACAUCAUUUAGUGUUUGUACAGAAUGCAUUUUUUUUCAGUCUGGCUUAAUACUGAUUUUUUUAAAUCCAGUCAGCACCUGUAGCAAAGAAACUGAGAAAAGGUGCUGCGAAGUGGAGUCCAGUUCCUUUUUGUAUUUGGUACUGAUUCAUGAUUCUGUUGGGCCUCAGUAUUUCAAAUAGCUAACAAUGAUAUUAGCCUCUACCAGAAUAUUCCAGCAUUGCAGAGCCAAAUAUUUUAUAAAAUAUAUAAAAAGACAAUUGCCAUCUACAAGCUAUUUACAGUAUAAAAGAUGUUGUGUUGCUGGGCUACAUACAAAACAAGAGACCACACGAACACAGCAGUAUGUUUUGUAUAUUUAUAGAGACAUAUGUACUGUUAAGACUAUUAUGUAAGUGCUAUCACUUUUUUUUUAUUCCAAACCUGUAGUUACAGCUCCUCCCUCUAAUAAAGGCCUAAUGUCUGGCUUUGUUAGGGUGUUGUAUACUGUACACUACAGACCAGUACCGUUGUGAUCUGAUUGUAUUUAAUCUAUCUCAUCAGAUAGUAGUUGCACACAAUAAUGCAGAUAAUGUAAGGGUAUUCACUUUGGAAAGAGUUGUUUGACCCAGUAAAGCUAGAUGGGCAAUCACCUUUAUGCCAACAAAGAAAAGGAGGCCAAACUCGUAGAAGCUGAUAAUAAUGGUUUUUAUCUGGUGUAGCUCACUCUGAUGAGGGGCCAACACAGCGUCUGAUGAGCGGGAGCUGGUAAGCCAUGUUGGCCAUCUAACCCUAUAGACCAGUCUUGGCAGUCAUGGUUUGCUCAGAAAUAAGCUAGUUGAAACCUUCCCAUUGGGGCUUUGAAGUACAACCAUAAGGAGCCCAUCAAGCAUUUUUCAAAUAACGUUUAUGUGCUGAAUAUAGAUGGUGAGGAAAAAUGUCUGUCUAGCCUUUAGAGUUAAUGUGGCCAUAGAUGUAACAAUUAUGAACUUUCUUGGCCGACCGAUAUCCAAGUCUUCUGCCGAUAUCGGUCGACUCAUUUCCCACCAUACACACACCGAAUAUCGUACGAAAUUUAGUUUCUUACGAUAAUAUCUGUGCGUCUAUGGCCACCUUUAGUCUACGAUUACAAGUUAUACUGCCAGACCACCUUUCUUAAAAACAUUAAUAUGUCUAUAUUUAUAUUUCUUUCAUAUUUAUUACAACAGGUACUGUUAAGCCUUGGUCUUUUUGACGAAACAUAAUCUUUAAGUAGAAUGCAUGAUUGAUUUUACAUUUUUAAGGAAUGCUAUAAUAAAACGUGUUUUCUGUGCUUCCUGUUGUGAAAUAACAACCCCCCUCUUUAAUCCUCACUUUCUCACUUGAAACUUCCCCCCCCCC
This is a messenger RNA of Xenopus laevis (African clawed frog), 5579 nucleotides long. It is a transcript of the gene camkk2.S, whose product is annotated as calcium/calmodulin-dependent protein kinase kinase 2, beta S homeolog. NCBI's taxonomy places the organism in Eukaryota, Metazoa, Chordata, Amphibia, Anura, Pipidae. Gene Ontology annotation, molecular function: kinase activity; calcium/calmodulin-dependent protein kinase activity; protein serine/threonine kinase activity. The transcript has 17 exons. Gene Ontology annotation, cellular component: cytoplasm; nucleus; nucleoplasm. Gene Ontology annotation, biological process: signal transduction; CAMKK-AMPK signaling cascade. Bases 249 to 1925 code for a protein of 558 amino acids. The record is from RefSeq and is a predicted model, not a curated record.